Messenger RNA from Hirsutella rhossiliensis, 2586 nucleotides. Its product is annotated as integrase core domain-containing protein. The record is from RefSeq and is a predicted model, not a curated record. Gene Ontology annotation, biological process: DNA integration. Gene Ontology annotation, molecular function: nucleic acid binding. The coding region runs from base 1 to 2586 and encodes 861 amino acids. Lineage: Eukaryota; Fungi; Ascomycota; Sordariomycetes; Hypocreales; Ophiocordycipitaceae. The transcript has 3 exons.
AUGACAGCCAAGUCUGAGGUUACGCUCUCCAGACCGUCCGAAUGGGCUUCCUGGUACGACGAUUUCGUCUCAAGGGCUGAGACUUCCAAGGUCUUUGGCUUUGUCGAUAUCGACAAGGAUGCUCCGAUCCUGGAGGAACCAAAGGAGCCUAUGACUUCCGAGGAAAUGCUUGAGUCACUCAACAAGUCUGCCUUUAACGCUUGGGCACGCGCAUACCAGCAGAACGCUGCAUCUGCCGGACCAAGACCAGACCCGGCCACUGACCUCAACGAUGACGAACAGAAAGAGGAAGCACGCUUAAGAUACCGUCAGGUCCUCACCCAGACAAAGAGAGUCAAGCCGGAGGACUGGCUCGUGGCUUGGAAUAAAGCCAAGUUAGAAGGCGAACGACACAAGAUCGCCGAGCUUGAAGGACAGUCUGCCCUCAAUGACUUUCUCACAGCGACUUCUGCCUUUGAUGCGACAUGGGCAAGCCAGCAGAAGGUCCACAUCAUGAACAGCAAAAAGUUCGGCCUCAAGAUUGAUGUCACACUACGCGCAUUGGGCGAACUGUUCCACGAGCAGGUCCGAAGCACCAGAAUGAGCAGCAAGCUGUCUGACAGCGUGUUUGCCGCCUCUGAUGCAGCUCAAAGCCACUGUCCAUGCGGAGUGCCGUCGUCUAAGCACCGAUGGAAGUCCCUUGACUGCGCUGCUGUACAAAUUGCAAUCAAUGGCGAGUCCAAGGAUGGACGACAAGUCAAGUCCAGCCGCGUCAAGACCUGCAAGGAAGCUCUCAAGCAAGCCAAGUGGAAGAGUCUUGUAGACACGGUCAAGGCCUCGGCAGCCACUGCCAAGACAGAUCAAGCAGGAGAUAAAGGAAACCCACGCAAACAUGGCGACUUUGCCGGACUGACAAUCGAUGCAAAAGGCCUCACAAGUGGAACCACCGACUCGGUCUUUUCAGCUCUACGCGAGAAGCAUCCUCUUUACAAUUCGACGAUCUAUGACGGUGGAGCAACUACCCAUAUCGUCAAUGACAAGAGUCUGCUGACCGACAUCCGCGAAGCUGAGGAAACCGACUACGUUAUGAUCGGAGAAGGUUCCUUGAAGGUCGAAGCACGGGGCACUCGAAGGGUGGAAAAUGUUCUGGAUGGCGAAAACGGAAGAAACACACGCGCCCUUGUUCUUCUCGACGUUGCGCAUGUGCCACGAUUCCACACGAACAUUGUCAGCGCGAAGAAGCUUGCAAGGAAGGGUCUAUGGCACUGUGGGGUCGACAACACGCUUCGAAUGGGAACCUAUGACGACAAUGAUAUCCUUUGUCGGCUUACAGACCAGUACGAUCUCGACGUAGUCGAAUACAAGCCAGUUUCCCGCUCUUACUUCAAGCUUCCACAAUCACUGAUCUCCGUGUUCAACGCCUUCCAAGGCACAAAGGGCAUCCGGAUCAAGGGCCCAACCACCGUUCAGUGCACGGCCUGUGGCACCGGCAAGGCAACCGAGAUUAUCUCCCGCAGGGAAUCCCCGAACAAAUCAAGGCAACCGUUCUUUCGGGUCUUUAUCGACAUUUUCGAGUUCCCUGCGGCAUACAACGGACACCGCUACGUUCUACUUGUCACCGACGAGUUUAGCGGUAUGAUGUUUUCCUGGUCCUUGACUUCAAAAACGGAAGUCAGCCAGAUCAUUAAGGACUUUGAAGCCCGAGUUAAACGACAUACGGGUGCAUCGAUCUGCAAGAUCAAAAUCGACAACGAAAGGACCAUCAUCAACCUGCCCUUCCAACGCGAUUCCGAGUUCCAGAUCUGGGCUACAGAAGUAGGCAUUGAGAUUGAACUUCCGCCGCCGCACACCAAGGAACCGACUGGUGGUGCGGAACGACCUGGGGGUAUUAAUCAGCAACGAAUGCGCUGUAUGUUCGGCCUUCUGCCGCAAGAACUCUGGCCAGAAGUCUAUCGUGCAGCCGUUUGGAUACACAAUAUCCUUCCAAGCCGGAGGAACGACUGGAUGUCGCCUAAGGAGAAAAUGGACCGUUGGUUUCACCAACACUUUCGAUGGUACCGGUACAGACCGCCAAACGUCGACUUUGAUGCAAACAAGGAUCUCCGACCAGACUGGCGUGGGGUGUAUGCGUAUGGAUGCAAAGCAUAUCCCCUGAACAGCCGAUACAAGGCCCGGAAAGACAUCAAUCAAUUCAAGCUUGGCCCACGAGCACACGUUGGAUACCUUGUUGGCUACCACGCCAGCAAUAUCUAUCGCAUCUGGGUCCCCAAGCUCAAUCAGGAUUAUCAGGUUAUCCUGUCCCGAGAUGUACGAUUCAACGAGGAGGAAUUCUUUGAUCCAGAGAAGGAAGAACAGCUCGAGACUGAGGCAAUCGCCGAGUACAAGCCAACGUCACAGGCGCUCGAUCCGCUUCCUCAGCGAGACUGGGACACGCUCUUGGAUGAAUUUCUCUAUGAGUUUGAUCAUCAUAUCUUGGGGUGCGACCUGGAGGGUUCGAACUCGGGGGUGGAAGACACUAGAGGUGCCAUCUCAGAUGUUAAAGACGCUGGAUCGCAGCUUCUGCAGCCUCUAUCGCAACUUCGCAAGACAGACUUCUCACGCCUCUGA